Messenger RNA from Miscanthus lutarioriparius, 873 nucleotides. NCBI's taxonomy places the organism in Eukaryota, Viridiplantae, Streptophyta, Magnoliopsida, Poales, Poaceae. The record is from the annotation of a GenBank genome assembly.
AUGGCUGGCAAGGAAAUCCUUCACAAGGUGAAGGACAAGGUGAAAGAUGUGUUUAGUUCAUCAGGACCAGAAACAGGGAAAGGCAAGACAAAGUUAUCAGGCAAGGUUGUCAAGCAUGGUUACCAUCUGGUGAAGGGAAAAUCUAAUCAUCCAAUGGAGGACUAUCUAGUAGCAGAGUACCGGCAAGUUGGUGAACAUGAUUUGGGUUUGUUUGCGAUAUUCGAUGGUCACCUGGGCCACACUGUUUCAGACUUUUUGCGCUCCCAUCUUUUCAAUAACAUCUUGAGUGAGCCAGAAUUCUUGAGUGAUCCAGAAACUGCUAUCCAAAAUGCAUACCAACUUACAGAUCAGAAAAUAUUGGAAAACACAGCAGAGUUGGGAAGAGGUGGCUCCACAGCUGUUACUGCCAUCUUAAUAGGCAGCGACAAGUCCGUGAAACUAGUAGUUGCAAAUGUUGGGGAUUCACGGGCAGUUAUUAGCAAGAAUGGUGUGGCGGAGCAGCUUUCAGUUGACCAUGAACCAAACAUGGAGCGACAAACAAUUGAGCAAAAGGGUGGCUUUGUAUCAAACCUACCGGGUGAUGUGCCACGCGUUGAUGGGCAGCUGGCAGUUGCAAGGGCAUUUGGAGACCGGAGCUUGAAGAAGCACCUCAGCUCUGAACCACAUGUGAUUGAGGAAACUAUCGAUGAAAAUACCGAUUUUUUAAUUCUAGCAAGUGAUGGCUUAUGGAAGGUGAUGUCCAACCAGGAGGCGGUCGACGAGAUCAAGGAUUGCAAGGACGCGCAGGCAGCUGCCAAGCACCUGACGGAGCAGGCCGUGAACCGGAAGAGCAAGGACGACAUUUCAGUUAUCGUCGUCAAGUUCCUGUGCUAG